Colletotrichum spaethianum is the source of this 420-nucleotide messenger RNA. RefSeq lists its product as uncharacterized. The record is from RefSeq and is a predicted model, not a curated record. The coding region runs from base 1 to 420 and encodes 139 amino acids. Lineage: Eukaryota; Fungi; Ascomycota; Sordariomycetes; Glomerellales; Glomerellaceae. The transcript is spliced from 2 exons.
AUGAAAAGGGAAAGCGAAGACAAUGGAAUACAUAAGCUUCCCUCUCGACGCUUCGCCAAAUUACUAGAAAUUGUUUUUUGCAGGUUGAAUUCAUUUUUACCUCUAACUUAUAAGUUUACCGACUUCUGCGGCUCCGGUGCUUUGAUGCUGAGCUCUAACAAUAUUAGCGACCUUGUAACCGGUGUCUCCGCCAACACUUCUUGCAGUGGCACUGAUGUAACUGCGACUGUCGGGUUUCCACGCGGCCAGGCUAGCAUCCAGGACUGGGCGCCCUACGUCUACGUUCCCGGUACAGACAAGACCUACACUACGAACAUUUCAACCAACAACCCGAUAUAUACCUGCGGUCACACUGGUACCCCUGGCGUCGCCGCCAAGUGCUUCAACGAGUAUGGCACGUUCGGAGCCACAAAUGUCUAA